Messenger RNA from Mandrillus leucophaeus (drill), 1887 nucleotides. It is a transcript of the gene SPATA2L, whose product is annotated as spermatogenesis associated 2-like. The record is from RefSeq and is a predicted model, not a curated record. Bases 174 to 1070 code for a protein of 298 amino acids. Lineage: Eukaryota; Metazoa; Chordata; Mammalia; Primates; Cercopithecidae. The transcript is spliced from 2 exons. Gene Ontology annotation, cellular component: cytoplasm.
CCGCGCUACGCGGCCUGGCCCGCGCCUUCGAGCUGCUGGAACUCGCCGCGGUGCACCUGUACCUGCUGCCCUGGAGGAAGGAGUUCACCACCAUCAAGACAUUCUCCGGGGGCUACGUGCACGUGCUGAAGGGUGUGCUCUCAGACGACCUCCUCCUGAAGAGCUUCCAGAAGAUGGGCUACGUGCGCAGGGACAGCCACCGGCUCAUGGUGACCGCCCUGCCCCCCGCCUGCCAGCUGGUGCAGGUGGCCCUGGGCUGCUUCGCUCUCCGGCUGGAGUGUGAGAUCCUGGGCGAGGUGCUGGCCCAGCUGGGCACCAGUGUACUACCAGCUGAGGAGCUGCUGCAGGCACGGCGUGCCAGCGGGGACGUGGCCUCCUGUGUGGCCUGGCUGCAACAGCGGCUGGCCCAGGAUGAGGAGCCUCCACCCCUGCCCCCCCGGGGCUCCCCUGCUGCUUACAGGGCCCCACUGGACUUAUAUCGGGACCUGCAGGAGGACGAGGGGUCGGAGGACGCCAGCCUGUAUGGGGAGCCGUCACCAGGCCCUGACUCGCCCUCGGCAGAGGUGGCCUACAGGCCGCCACUGUGGGAGCAGAGUGCCAAACUGUGGGGCACUGGGGGUCGGGCCUGGGAGCCCCCAGCUGAGGAGCUGCCGCAGGCCGGCAGCCCACCCUAUGGGGCCUUGGAGGAGGGGCUAGAACCAGAACCCUCCGCCUUCUCCUUCGUCUCUCUGCGCCGUGAGCUGAGCAGGCCUGGGGACCUGGCCACCCCUGAAAGCUCUGCAGGGGCCAGCCCGAGGCGUAUUCGGGCAGAGGGGGUACCAGCCUCAGCCUAUAGGUCUGUCUCUGAGCCCCCAGGCUACCAGGCACACAGUUGCCUGUCCCCUGGUGCCCUGCCCACCCUCUGCUGUGACACCUGUCGCCAGCUGCACGCUGCCCACUGUGCAGCCCUGCCCACCUGCCGCCCGGGCCACUCGCUGCGUGUGCUGCUUGGCGACGCCCAGCGGCGCUUGUGGCUGCAGCGUGCACAGAUGGACACUCUGCUCUACAGUAGUCCCGGGGCCCGGCCCUAGGCCAGCGGGGCCCCAGGUCAAGGGCUCUUGGGAGACAGCUCCCGUGGUGCUUUUCUCUUUGCUGGCGAGGGGUCUGGGCCUCUGGUCGCCUUGUCCCUGGGGGAGUUCUGGGCACAGCAGGGGGUUGAAGAGUCCAGGCCAACCCCUGCUGGAGGUGGGACUCUGUCCAUGGAAAGCUCCAAGGGCAGCAGGCCUAAGCUGGCCAGCAGGAGCCUUUCCACAUUUCCCUGCCCUCGGAACCCAGAUGCCCACAGGUGCUGGGCAGAGGGGUCCAGCCUGUUCCAGCCAGUGCCUGAACCUGUCUCUGAGAAGGACCCUGUGCCCCAAGGCCUGCGGCUCCGGGCCCGCUCCCUGCAGUAUGGGGCUCAGGACUUGGUCCUCCACGUGUCCCAGGGAUUCUCCACACGGGUGUCCUCAAGGGCCUGUUGGUGACACUGAGGUCCCCCCGCCAAGCUCUGCUGGGGCCGAUCUGGGGGGAUCUGCUGGGUGCAUGGCUGACCUGGCUUCGGGGACCCCAGCCCUCCCCUUGGGUGGCUCAGCAGCUGGGCCCACAGACAGGAAAGGACCUGACCUCAAACCAGAUGUGGAGGUGCCCGAGAGCCGCAGGCACAGGCAGCAGUAGACGGCUGGGAAGGCCUGAGCGUCCCUGCUGCUGGGUGGAGGGGCUGUAGGCAGGACACCCAGGCGGCUGGGUCUUGGUCAGUCCAGUGGUAACGAUGUCCCUCCCCUCCCCUUGGGUGCAGCCCACAGGCUGGAGAGAAGAUGGCUCUGCCCUAACCUCGGGUCUGGCGAGGGAGGGGGCAGGGUGCAUCCACUG